AUGUCUCUGAUAUUGAAUAUCUUAAGAAAGAUGCUGGAAUAUUUUGGUGUCCCUAUAGACCAGGUUUUUCAGAUUGGGGAAAAUAAAGACUAUGGAUCAACUCGGAGUAUCAUUCGUAUUAUUGGGAAAAUGCUUCCAUUAGAACCUUGUCGAAGACCUACAUUUGAGUUCACCCCACUCUUGACAUCUGUGGACUCUGAUGAUUAUGGACCUGUGGUUCCAUCAUUUGCUGAUGUUUUGUGUGUAGCAAAUGAUAAAGAAUCCAGUUAUCUCAGAUUUCGAAAUAAUAGGUGGGAAAAUGAGGAAGAGGAGAAAGCUGAAGAUUUCCAUCCUGUGCACCUAGUGUGGGAUCCAUUGUCAUCUGCUCUAAGACAUAACAAACCACCGAAAAAUGAUCAGCCUGUAAAUGAAGCUGCAAUUAAAAAAAUAGCUGCUCUUGAAGAUGAGCUAGCUUUUCUUCGCUCUCAGAUUGCUGUACUUGUGGAAAUGCAGGAACUGAAAACCAGUACAAAUGCUGGCUCCUUAGACUUAAAUGACGGGCCCAUAAGCUUGCGACAAAUGCCACCAUCGAAGGCUGCUCAGCUGUCUGAGGAACCCGACGAGUUUCCAAGUCUGGGCCCUCCUUUCCCUCCGCCUCCGCCUCCGCCUCCGCCUCCGCUUCCUCCCCAGCGUUCACCGCUCCAGCCUCCGCGUUUUCCUGCGACACAACCCAAGUCUAAUAAGAUUUGUGACUCAGAUAACUUAGCGACUGAAACGAACAGACAGCAGCCAGGUGCUAGUAACACCAACAGCAGUCAUUCAGAAGGCCAGAGAAACAAAAAUGUUCCCAACAUGUUGGAUGUUCUGAAGGAUCUGAAUAAGGUUCAGCUUCGUGCUGUUGAACGGUCACCUGGUGGUAGACCCAUUCAUAAAAGGAAAAGACAAAAUUUACAAUGGGAUCCAGUAUCUCUAAUAUCUGAUGCACUUAAACAGAAAUUUGCCUUCCGAGAAGAUGAUUCUUUUGAGAAAGAAAAUAGAUCUUGGGAGUCUUCCCCAUUUUCUAGUCCAGAAACUUCAAGGUUUGGACAUCAUGUUUCGCAGUCAGAAGGACUGAACUGA
This is a messenger RNA of Otolemur garnettii (small-eared galago), 1098 nucleotides long. RefSeq names its product mitochondrial fission regulator 2 (gene MTFR2). Gene Ontology annotation, cellular component: mitochondrion. The coding region runs from base 1 to 1098 and encodes 365 amino acids. NCBI's taxonomy places the organism in Eukaryota, Metazoa, Chordata, Mammalia, Primates, Galagidae. The transcript has 7 exons. Gene Ontology annotation, biological process: mitochondrial fission; aerobic respiration. The record is from RefSeq and is a predicted model, not a curated record.